GACAGUGGGAGAGGACUGUUUAACUGGACGCCAUGUAGCUAAUAAUAACUCAAACGCUAUCAUGGCGGUGUUGCUCCUCGUCUGUCUGCUGUUUUUUACAGGGUUUACUUUUUCUGCGGCAGGAAACUGUGAAGUGUGUGUGGACUUUCUUUCCAGACUGUAUGGCAGUCUGACGUCGGCCCACAGGGAACUCACACCUCCACUGGUGGAGGAAGAGCUGAUCCAGGCCUGCACUGUCGCCCAGGGCAAGGAGGCGAGGCUGUGUUACUAUCUAGGAGCCAGUAGUGAUGCAGCAACACGUGUCACAGCAUCGGUGUCUCGACCUCUGGCCUCUCACGUCCCAGUUGAGAAGAUCUGCCAACGCCUCAGCAGCACAGACAUGCAGAUCUGUGAGCUCAGAUAUGAGCCCCAAGUGAAGGAUCUGAGCAGCGACGGGCUGAAAAGAUUGAAGGUCUUGGAGCUGAGGAACAUUUUAGCCUCAUGGGGAGAAGAGUGUCGAGGCUGUCUGGAGAAACACGAGUUUGUCACCCUCAUCCAGGAGAAAGGACCGCUGCAUGCUCACAGUACGGAACUAUGAAUAUCAUUUGUUUCUUCUGCUUCUUUACAAAAUAUCAUCAGAAUUUAAGUGAUUACUAAUUUGUGCUCCCAAAUAAAUUCAUUUGUAUGUAACCAAUAAUGGUUAUAGAAGGCGCAUAUUGAUAUAGAAGAGGCAUACAAUACAUAAUAUACAAAAUUGAAUACAUAAACAGGAGGUUCAUGUUCAAACGAUCAUGUAAAUGGAUUGUAAAAAAUGACGUUGUUCCUUUUGACUACAAUCACUUACAUUAAAAUGUGUUUUGUUACACUGUUUAUUUCACUUCCCCUCCACCAUAUUGAGUUAUUCAUUUCCCCACUUCCUAAUGUAACAUUUUACUAACUUCUAAUGCAAUGAAAGAUUAUACACUGUUUUUCCAUAACAUUUCAAACUGAUGCAAUGACAAAAAAACCCACAAUAAAUUCUUAUUUUUAUAAUACA
Molecule: messenger RNA, 1015 nt
Organism: Eleginops maclovinus (Patagonian blennie)
Lineage: Eukaryota; Metazoa; Chordata; Actinopteri; Perciformes; Eleginopidae
Gene: cdnf
Product: cerebral dopamine neurotrophic factor
Exons: 4
Coding region: 62-577 (171 amino acids)
Biological process (GO): neuron projection development; dopaminergic neuron differentiation
Cellular component (GO): endoplasmic reticulum
Source: RefSeq, a predicted model, not a curated record